Aethalodelphis obliquidens (Pacific white-sided dolphin) is the source of this 1750-nucleotide messenger RNA. RefSeq names its product otopetrin 3 (gene OTOP3). Bases 14 to 1750 code for a protein of 578 amino acids. The record is from RefSeq and is a predicted model, not a curated record. Gene Ontology annotation, molecular function: proton channel activity. Lineage: Eukaryota; Metazoa; Chordata; Mammalia; Artiodactyla; Delphinidae. Gene Ontology annotation, cellular component: membrane. The transcript is spliced from 7 exons. Gene Ontology annotation, biological process: proton transmembrane transport.
UCAGCCGGCGGCGAUGCCUGCCCAGGCCUCAGCCCCUACUGAGGCUCCACCCAUGGCCUCUCCAGAAGCACAGGAGACUGGAGAGACCCCGGCCAAGGAGAACCACGCGGCCACGGGGGCCGAGCAGACAAGGGCCCCCGCCUCGCCCCUCAGCAGGUCCUGGCUGGUGCGGCACUUCUCACUGCUGCUGCGCCGGGACCGGCAGGCCCAGAAGGCCGGGCAGCUCUUCUCGGGGCUCCUGGCCCUCAACAUGGUGUUCCUGGGCGGAGCCUUCAUCUGCAGCAUGAUCUUCAACAACGUGGCCAUCACGCUGGGGGAUGUGUGGAUCCUGCUGGCGACGCUGAAGGCCCUGGCCCUUCUUUGGCUUCUCUACUACACCGCCAGGACCACCCGCCGGCCGCAAGCCGUGCUCCACCGGGACCCGCACGCAGGACCCGCUUGGGUGCGCGGCUCCCUGGUGCUCUUUGGUAGCUGCGCCAUCUGCCUCAACGUCUUCCGCGUGGGCUACGGCAUGAGCCACAUCCGCUGUAAGUCACAGCUGGAGCUCAUCUUCCCGGCCGUCGAGAUCAUCUUCAUCGGCAUCCAGACCUGGGUGCUCUGGAAGCACUCUAAGGACUGCGUUCAGAUCCAGACCAACUUCACUAGGUGUGGCUUGAUGCUGACGCUGGCCACGAAUCUGCUGCUGUGGCUUCUGGCCGUCACCAACGACUCCAUGCACCAUGAGAUCGAGACCGAGCUCAGCGCCCUCAUGGAAAAGUUCUCAGGCAACAACACCAACACCUGUCUGUGCCUCAACGUCACCGCGUGUGAGGUCUUCCAGAAGGGCUACCUGAUGCUCUACCCCUUCAGCACCGAGUACUCCCUCAUCUGCUGUGGCAUGCUCUUCGUCAUGUGGAAGAACGUGGGCCGCCGCCUGACACCCCACACGGGCUCCCACCCCGGCACCCCGCCCUUCCACCUGCACGGGGCCAUCUUAGGGCCGGUGCUGGGCCUGCUGGUCCUGGUGGCAGGCACGUGCGUCUUCGUGCUCUUCCAGAUCCAAGCAAGUGGCCCUGCCAUCGCGCGCCAGUACUUCACCAUCUACUACGGCUUCCAUGCAGCCGCGCUGCCCACUAUGAGCCUGGCGUGCCUGGCGGGCAUGGCCAUCCAUGGGCUGGAGGAGCGAGAGCUAGACACGCUCAAGAACCCCACCCGCAGCCUGGACGUGGUGCUGCUGAUGGGCGCGGCGCUGGGCCAGAUGGGCAUCUCCUACUUCUCUAUCGUGGCCAUCGUGGCCACUCGCCCCCACGAGCUACUCAACCACCUCAUCCUGGCCUAUUCGCUGCUUCUCAUCCUGCAGCACAUAGCCCAGAACCUCUUCAUCAUCGAGGGCCUGCACCGGCGCCCACUCUGGGAGGCAGCUCCCGAGAGCCUGGCGGGGAAGUGGGAGGCCGAGCCUCCCCGCAGGGGCUCCCUGCUGGAGCUGGGCCAGGACCUGCGGCAGGCCUCGCUGGCCUACAUCCACUCCUACAGCCACCUCAACUGGAAGCGGCGGGCCCUCAAGGAGAUCUCACUCUUCCUCAUCCUCUGCAACAUCACACUGUGGAUGAUGCCUGCUUUCGGCAUACACCCCGAGUUCGAGAACGGGCUGGAAAAGGAUUUCUAUGGCUACCGGACAUGGUUCACCAUCGUCAACUUCGGCCUGCCUCUGGGCGUCUUCUACCGUAUGCACUCCGUCGGGGUGCUGGUGGAGGUCUACUUGGGGGCCUGA